AUGUGCUCCGGGUCACCAUCUACUCGUCCGUCUCCCAUUCACUUCCCUGCUGUUGCCAGGUCAUCGCCGGUCUCGUCUGGCAGCCUUCAUGUUCCGACUGUUCACUCCGAGCCAGCGCACGUCAGCGCCAUUACACCGCGUGUUCACUCUCGCUCUCCGUUGCUUCUCUCGCCGGCGGCCUCAGUGUCUGUGUCUCGUUCCGAAAGUCCGACUAUCGACGUCACGGUGCAUUCCUCGUUCGAAGAGAAGGCUCUAUGUCAGCAGCCAACUACCACAACAGGCGAAGAAGAUGAAGAGGAAGCCCCUGCUCUCGAAGAUGACCCUGCGUACGCCUCACGGGAAGAACUAUUCGAUGACCUUUUCCAUGGUAUACACCAUUCCGCAGACCUGUUCUACGACGGCCUUGCCUGUGAACCGCCAGCUUUCAGUGAGGCUCCCGUUAUUCGGAACGCGUAUAUCGAGGCGUUCAUUUCGGCUACCUUCGACCAUGCGACCCACGAAGCGGUGCAGCGCAGUCUGAAGAGUCACCAACGUACGAUCGCAUCCCUCGACCGGCGUCACGGUCAGGAGACCCCGGGACUCGACAAGAUGGCACUCACUCUUCGUACGGUGGAACGUCGUCUUGGCAUCGACCCUGAUCAGUGCAUCGUGUACUACUUCUUGUGCAACGUAUGCUGGUUUCGGCAUCAUCCUUCCGAGCUAUACAAGCUCGACAGCCCGGAUUGUACCCAGGAUGGCUGUUCAGGGACGCUGUUCACGGCAAAGGUGAUGAGCAAUAAGAAGACCAAGCGCAUACCGGUGAAGAUCUUCCCUGUCACCCCGCUUAAGCAGGCGCUGCAGCGAAUACUUCUCCGACCAGGGAAGUACGAGGAGUUUCAACACUGGCGGAAGGAGGGUGACGAACCGGGGCGUGUACCGCCUUUGACGGCACGCGGGAUGGACGCAUUCGAGGAUCCCUCCGUUCGCAUGCAGGACGUGUAUGACGGCUGGGGAUGGCGUGCGAUACAAGCAGGCCUGAAACGGCGUCGUGGUGGGAAAUGGGAUGUCGAGGACGUUGAUGUUCAUGAAAUUCAUCAGCGGUUUGUUUCUCUCCCAUGCGGCCUGGUACUGAUGUUCAACAUCGACUGCAAGCGAUCACAUCACUCGACAGGUGCGGUUUAUGUUACAAUCUGCAACAAUCCUCGACACAAGCGGUUUCUGAGGGAGGAGAGCAUUCUUGUAUCUGGCAUCCCCGGACCGCAUGAGCCAUCGCUAGAGCAGCUCAAUCAUAUCCUUGAGCCCUUCGUUCAAGAUGUCAAAGAACUCGAGGACGGUGAGCUACUAUCCAAUUUGUGUAACCGUGUGCUCAUGAAGGUUCACGGGAAGGAGGGUGUGCAUCCAAUACAUGGAACACUGUAUAUUGACGCCUCCGACCUCCCAGCCAGUCGUAAGGCAGCCGGUUUGCGUGGGCCAACAUCGAAGGACUUUAUGUGCUGCUAUUGCUACCAGAGCUUCGAUUCGCUCACAACUGCAGACGCGUUUGAUUCGGAAACAUUUCGUCUGCGAGAUGACUGGCGCUUUCUCAAGUACGCGUUUAGGGCACGCAUAUCAGACUCUGAGGCACGCGAUGAGAUUGCAGAAAAGCGUGGCAUACGCUGGUCUAUCUUAGAUGCUCUUCCGGGAUGGAUGCCGGCGCAAAACUCACCCCCAGAACCGAUGCAUGCGAAUUAUCUUGUCCAGAUCAAACAUACAUUCCAGGAGAUCCUGGUUGGCUCUGGGAUGUUCACUGCUCGUAGCCGGAACGACAAGCCACUCACGAAGUUUGAAGACUUCCUCAACUCAAUUUGGUGGCCUUCGUCAUCUGGACGUGUACCGCAGAAGGCGAUCAAGGCAGACCAGUGGCGCAACCUUGUCCAUGUACUAGCAGUCGCCCUGUACUGUGCAUGGCAGACAGACGGCAUCAUCCCUGAUACCGAUGCACCACGCCCCAAGCCCAAAACCAAUGUGGCGAAGGCCCUUUCAGCAAAAGAACGACUGUUGCGGUUGCGACGACAUGCUGUUCUUGCGGCACGCGAUAAUGCGACGGCGGCCGAGUUCGAUGCCGCAGAUGCUUUAGAGAUCAGUCGGAACUACCAGGAACACUACAGUAACGUUCUCGAGCUCUGCACCGCUCUGCGGAUCUGGGGAUCACAGUCAAUAUCACCAGACGAGGUGAUACGGGCGCAUGAGUGCCACGCUCGAGCAUGUCAGGCUUGGGCGCAAAUGAACUGCCACUUGACACCGUACUUCCACCUCGCUGCACACAAUCCCCAGUUUUACCUGCGCCUAGGCCCUUCGUACGCAUGGUGGGCGUACCCAUAUGAGCGGAACAAUGGGUUCCUCGGUCGUUUCAAGACAAACGGACACACUGGUGGGGAGCUCGAGGCGACAAUGAUGCGCGGUUGGAUCAAAAGUCAAUUGAUACAUGAUCUUAUUCUGCGCCUUGACAACCUUGAUCACAAGUCAGUAGAGGACAUCGCCGUCCUUGAGGAAUUGCGCAGUCUUCUCAAGAGCAACAGUCGGCCGAAUCAUCAACGUGGUACACUCCUCAAUCUCGUUGGCCAGAUGGUUGCCCGGGACACUGGUGAACGACUCAAACUCCCGCAGCAGUCGAGAAAAGUCAAGCUCGUUGAUCUUGGCAUAUACGGUCUUGUCUUGCGUUUUCUGCAGCAUACCUGGGGCGAUGUAGUGCACCUCGUUCCAGCCACUGCACCUGUCGACGCCGGGGAACCCUUCGUCGCCACCAAUAUUCCCACCUAUUCGCACAUCCUCGUUGAUGGUCUUCGAUACGGGGCAUAUACAAUGCAUCGUGGACGAACGUCAUGCUAUGGGUACAUCGACGGUCGUUGCCCUGUGCGUAUCGUUCAUCUACUGACCAUCAAGCACCAACGGCGCGACCGCGCGCUGGCCCCGUUGGAGAUAACAUGCGCUGUUGUACAGCGUUUCUUUGCAGAUGAGAACAUGCCGGUGAUGCCCUGGUCCAUGCGUUCGACAGACCUUGGCAUUGCCACUUGGCACGUAGAUCGUUUUGCUGCGGCCGAGAUCGUUCAGGUGACCCGCUUCUCUGGACACUUCGCCCUUGCAGAGGUUCCGUACCAAGAUCACAAGUUCUGGGUCACCAUGUCGCUAUGUCAUGUACGUUGUGCCUUGUCAAAUCCACGGGACUGUGACUCACUGUGGCUGCUGACACAACUCACACUGUGA
Molecule: messenger RNA, 3222 nt
Organism: Rhodofomes roseus
Lineage: Eukaryota; Fungi; Basidiomycota; Agaricomycetes; Polyporales; Fomitopsidaceae
Exons: 9
Coding region: 1-3222 (1073 amino acids)
Source: RefSeq, a predicted model, not a curated record